Messenger RNA from Bubalus bubalis (water buffalo), 11236 nucleotides. RefSeq names its product GTPase IMAP family member 6. Bases 584 to 1156 code for a protein of 190 amino acids. The record is from RefSeq and is a predicted model, not a curated record. NCBI's taxonomy places the organism in Eukaryota, Metazoa, Chordata, Mammalia, Artiodactyla, Bovidae. The transcript has 2 exons. Gene Ontology annotation, cellular component: cytosol. Gene Ontology annotation, molecular function: GTP binding.
AGUAGACAGACGCUUUACCAUCUGAGCCACCAGGGAAGCCUACACCUCCACCUACAGUGGAAUAUUAUUCAGCCUUAAAAAGGAAGGCAAUUCUGACACUUGCUCCAACAUGAAUGAAGCUUGCACACAUUAUGCAAAGUGAAUAAGCCAGACACAGUAGGGCAAAAAUUGCCUGAUUACAGUAAUGUGAGGUCCUUAGAACAGUCAAACACAUGAGACAGAAAGAGCAGUGGACGUCAGGUGGUGGGGAGGAAGGAUGGGGAGUGAGUGUUUAAUGGGGACAGGGUGUCAUUCGGGAAGACAGAAAGUUCUUGAGAUGCUCAAGUGAUGACUGCCCAGCAAUGUGAAUGUACCGAAGGCUACACCUAAAUGUGGUUCAAACAGUACAUUUUAUAUUAUGUAUUUUCUACCUUAUUUUCACCCAAAAAAUUCAGAAAAGAGAAAAGGAAGGAAAGCAUGUGAACCUAGGGCACAUCUCAGAUGCAGACGCUGGUCUUCCUUUGUCCUGCCCGCACCCAGACGUCUGCCCCAGGGAGGCUAAAGCGGGGGACGGGCUCGAACAGUGGCCCUCCAUCUUCUCUUGAUGCUUCCAGGGCUGCGGGGGGAUGAAGGGACCCCGCAGAUGCUGAGGCUCAUCCUGGUGGGAAAAUCCGGGAGCGGGAAAAGCGCCACCAUCCUCUGGAGGAGGAUGUUAGAGUCCAAGCUCAGUGCUCGCCCGGUGACCCAGGCCUUCCAGCAGGGGCUCCACGCAUGGGCGGGGAGGGAGCUGCAGGUCAUCUACACACCUGAAAUCCUGUCCCGCUGGGCGGCGCCACGGGGGACCACUCAGGGCAUAGGCGAGGCCGGGGCCCACUUCCCACCUGGCCCUCACGCGGUGCUCCUGGUGACUCAGCUCUGCCGGUUCACCAAGGAGGACCAGUGGAUGGCUGGGAGCCUUCAGGAGGUGUUCGGGGCGGGCAUCCUGGCCCACACCGUCCUGGUGUUCACGCGGAACGAAGACAUAGACGGCUGCUCGCUGGGGACGUAUCUGCGGGAGACCGACAACCGGGCGCUGGCCAAGAUGGAGGAGGUCUGCUCAAGGCGACACUGUGGCUUCAACAACAAGGGGGACGGAGCCGAGCAGGAGGCCCAGCUGAGGGAGCUCAUGCGGUACUGAAACCCCUCCUGGUGGCAGAAGUUAACGAUUAACCAUGGUAUGCUCCCCACAGCGUGUAGACCCUAGACCAGUUGGACCUGAAGGACGAUGACGCUGACUCUUGCCUCACCACCAACCCAUCAGAAGAUUGUCCAAGAGCUGAUCACGCCCUCUUUGGACAAUAAAACUUCUCACUGUCUUCCCCAAGUGGGGAUAGAGGACUUUGAGGGCAUGAGCUCACUGUGUCCCCUUUUGCUUGGCAAAGCAAUGAAACUCUCCUUUUCUACCCAAAACUCUGUCUCCAAGAUUUGACUCAGCAUUGGUGGACAGAGAAGCUGAGCCUUCUGUGGUGACCCAAGGACAACAGAGCAGAUAAAACCAAGGCGGGUCUUGGAAUGCAGGAACAGAAAAACAAGACCCUUAUCAUCCUUCCUUCUCCCAUGUUGUAGCUAUUAAUGGAUUUCAGGUCCUCCUGAGCAGUAUAACCUGUCUCCCCUCCUACCCCAUAGAGAGAAGGCAUUUGCCUUACUCUUUCCCCCCACCUAGUAUAUGUACGUUACUCAUCCAGUCAGCAAAUCACCCGCAAGACCCCUAUCCAACCCCUUGCACUCCGGGUAUAAAAGCAGACUAAGAACCCCUGUUUAACAUCAGUUCUCCCUCGAGCUGGCCCACUGUUCUAACAGCGUCUCCCAGUCUAACAAACUUUAUUUCCCUCUCAUUCUGUCUCAUGUCUGGAAAUUCUUUUCCAACCUGCGCCCAGACCAUGGCACCUUCUGCAUCCUAAGUGAAGGAGAAGUGAGAAGCUGGGAUACAUGUAAGGUAUAGUUCGGGCUGAGGCAGAAAGAGGAAAGAUGACCUCAACAGAAGUAGGUUAGCUUUAUUCAGGCAAGGAGGGGCGAGAGUCGGCCUAACGACCAGGCUGAGCGCGGAAAGGGAUCAGGGAGGCUCCAUAUUUAUAGGGAGGUUUGUGGAAGCAAUAAGGAAAACAUUAAUCAGACAGGAUGUUUUGGAUAUUCUUUAGUUGAGAUGGCAUUUGUACUUGGGCAGGGGGUGAUAAGUCUUCUGGGCAGGUGUAGGGAGUGGAAGGUUUCUGGACAGGGGGUGAUAAGUCUUCUGGGCAGGUGUAAGGGGUGGAAGGUUUCUGGACAGGGGGUAAAAAGUCCCAGAUAGAUGCAACCGGCCUGGAGCAUCAGGGUGGGACCUAAAUUCUGUUUUAUUUUCUCCGGAGUACGAUGAUUCAGCAAGGGCCUUUGAAACUGUUGUUUUCUUUUCUAGGCCCAAAAGACGCCUUCAUUCCAGACGCUGAAAUCAUAAAAAAAAAAAAAAAAAAAAAAUGGGGAAAAGGGCACCGUAUCUCUCUGGCUACUUCCUGCUGGAUAGGGGCAACGAUUUGGUGUCUGGAAUGGAGGAUUGUCUUAGGGCCCAGGGUUUUUCUGAGCUUGGGGUGAGGCUCUCAAGAAGAAUGGUCUUUACCUGAAAUUGAGAGAUGAUCCGAAUCCGUUCUUGGAGAAACCUUUGAAAGAGAUUGAAGAGACAGGGUCCAAAUAAAAGGAAUAGAAUGAUAAGUACCAGUGGUCCCAGGAAAGGGAGCAACCAAGGGAGGACCUAUUGGAAUAGGUUUUAGGGACUGUAAAGGUUUUGUAACUCUUUUCUGCUGCAUUCAAUUCUGUCUCUAAGUUCUUUGACUCUGCCCUGGACUAUGCCCAUUUUAUUAACAAAAUAGCAGCAGUCCUCUCCUAGGAAAAGGCAGGUCCCUCCCUUUUCUGUGGUGAGAAGGUCCAGGGCUCGCCUAUUUUGUAGGGCCACAGAGGCUAAUGAGUUAAUUUGUCUUUGGAUUGAAACAAAGGACUCCACUACCUGCUCCGUGUCUUCAUUAAGUUCUUGGGACAGCUUGUAGUAAAAAUAGGCAGAGGUCGAGAGGCCUCCAAGCCCGGUGCCUAGGGCUGCUGCUAUGCCAGUCCCGAUCAGGAUGGGGGCUAUAACAGCUCGUCUUUUCCUGUGGGAAAGUUCCCCUUAGGGGUAGACUAUUUGUUCUACCUCUUCUUCUUUGAGGAAUGUUAGACCGGGGUCAGGAAGACCAAGAUGCAAGGUCCAGAGGGGUCCAAGGGGAGACAUGAAUAUGCAUAGGUCCCGCAGAGAAUGAAGAUUCCCAGAUUGGUGCAAUUAUUUGUGCUGUUCCAGAGGACCCAAGUGGAACAGAAGGAGGGAGCAGAGUUUGUAAGAUCAGUGUAGUUGGAACUAGAGUAGUUAAUACAGGUUAGGUUUGAAGAGGUUGAGAGUAGGACAUUGUCAGAGACUGGCCCAAUGAGUUGUGUAGUUUUUUGUUGGGAAGGGGAAUUAUACUUGCCCUGUAACAGCCAGGUUGAAGGUAAAGGAAUUGCUAUGUGUGGUGAGGGAGACAGUGACAUGCAUAUCCAACACUGGGAUGUGUGUUGUGUGUAUUGGAAGAAUUGGAAGGAAGAGUUUAGAAGGCGGGUAAGGUGUUGGUUGCCAGAGGGAGGUUUUAGGAGAGGCCAUAAUUGGGAAAGAAGGUCUAGGUAUUUAUAUGUCUCAGGGGUAGCCUGUAACCAGGAAAUUAUGUUCUUUUUGACUUGUUCUUGUUUCUUUUCCCGAUUUUGAUCUAGUACCCUGCCCCUGUCUGAGUACCCCCAGUGGGUAAUUGGAUAGAAACAUAUGUUUCUUCCAUUUGGCUUAUGGCAGAUACUCAUGUAACUCCCUUUCUUUUGUACUUUAACAGUGAGUAGGGAUUUGGACUUCCCACCCCCGAGGUUCAAGGUGCAUGGUUUUGGAGCUGUAUUAUAACAUAAGGAAUGUACAUAGGAAUAAAUGUCACAGCAGGGGCAGGGAGUAGCCAGAAGGCUGGGGAGUGCAGCAACGAUAAGGAACAGAGGAGUCAUGGGGCUUUUAGUUAGGCAGUGCAGAAGAAAUAGCACCCUAGGAGUAGAACACAGCUAGCAAUGUAGGCAAUACCCAAGGAAAGACGAAGGAUAGGUGGCCAGUCCUGAGGGGAGACAGUUACUAGGCCUAUAGCAAGGAUUAAGAUUAAGAGUGCUAUUAUAGUUAGAGAAACAGGGAGAGGCUAGUCAGGGCGAGGGGAAAAAGGCCCCAAGUUGGUGGUUGUUUGAAUCUGAGGGAGAACAGUGUUCAUUAGGAUGUAGAAUGAUGUAGAGAAUGAGAGUAAAGAAAUCAAUUUCGUCUAGAGUCAGGUUGUAGGAGGUUCCCUGGAGCCACAGUUGAGACACCAGUGUAGUCAAAUCUUUGAAGGAGGGUCUGUCAGGGCACUGGUCCAGAGGUCUUGUAGUAGUUGGGUCAGGAACAGUUGUAGGUUGAAGAGAGACCAGGUCAUUCAGUGUCCUCUUGGAUGGUUGACAGAGGUUGUCCCUGGGUGAAUUUUAAGGAGGUGGGUCCUGUGAGGGAGACCUGAUAGGGGUCAGUUAAGGAGGGCAGCACAGGAUCAGAGGUGACCUGUUUCAGGCAAGACAGGUGUACCCAGGAGGUGACCUUCUCGAGUUUUGCUGCAGUUGGAGUAAGGAGGAUGAUUUUGAAUGGUCCCUGCUACUUUGGGGUUAGGUCACCCUGGGGAUUAUCAGACAGAUAGACCAUGUCCCCAAUUUGUAAAGGGGGCAGGGAGGCUUGGGGGUCAGUGGCAGGCAAGUUGUGGUUGACAUAUUUCCAGAGGGCAUUGCGGAGUUCCGCCAGCAGAGGGGAGUGUAAGAAGCUUGGUAUGGGAGGAGCUUCAGGGGGGCGUCCAGGAGGGAGCAUGGGCCUUCCAUACAUCACCUCAAAGGGGCUCGGCCCAGGGGCUUUCUGGGCAAAGCCCGUAUUCUGAAGAGAACAAUUGGCAAAAGUUUAGUCCAAUCCAGAUGUACUUCAAGGGUUAGUUUGGUAAGGGUUUCUUUGAUUAUUCUAUUCAUCCUUUCUACCUUUCCUGAGGACUGGGGAUGGUAUGGAAUGUGAAAUUUCCAGGGUAUCUGUAAGAAUUGGACAAGUUGUUGGGUGACCUUGGAUGUAAAUUCCAGGCCAUUAUCAGACUGUAGGGAUGAAGGCAGGCCAAACCUGGGAUAAUUUCUGUGAGGAGGAUUUGGGCCACGGUAUGGGCUCUUUUGUUUGUAGUGGGAAAUGCUUCUACCCAUCCCAAAAAGGUGUCCACAAGAACCAGGAGGUAUCUGACUCUCCGGACCAGGCACAUAUGAGUAAAGCCUAUCUGCCAAUCCUGUGCUGGGAGGCUGCCUCGCAUUUGAUGGGUUGGAAAGGAUGUCAGUUUAAGGUUGGAAUUGGGGUUAGUACGUUGACAUGUUUGAUAGGAGCAGGUAAGAUUAUCUAAAUAUUGUUGGUCAGCAUUGGAUAUGGGGACGUGGUUAUGGAGGAACUGUUGGAAUGUCUUGGAUGAGGGAUGAAAAAGUGAGUGUAGACAAGAAAGGAUUUCUCUGGUGGUGGGAGUGUUGGGAGGAGUCAGAGCUAAGAUGACAGGGGACUGGAGGGAAGGAUGGGACAGGGCUAUCUCCUUUGCCUUCUAGUCUGCAUCAUUGUUGUAGGCUGAUAUGAGACUUCCCUUUUGAUGCCCCCUACAGUGGAGGAUGGCGGCUUUGUUUGGUAAGAGUGCUGCCUCUAGAAGUUUGUAGAUAAGGUCUGAAUUAAUAAUGGGGGAUCUCUUUUGGGUUAGGAAACCUCUUUCCAUAUUAGGAUGUUUGAGUGAAGUACGUUAUAGGCAUAUUUGGAGUCUGUGUGGAUGUUAACCUUUAGAUUUUUAGCCAGAGUUAAAGCUCUGGUGAGAGCUAUCAGUUCUGCUUGUUGGGAAGUGGUGUGAGGUGGCAGAGGUGAAGCUUCAAUUGUCUGGGUUCUGUGAUUGUGACAAAGGUCCCCCUGGAUGAUGGCAUAUCCUGCUGCAAAAGGUGGGGAUUUUUGAGAACUGCCAUCAAUAAACCAGUGUGGGGUGUCUGGGUCUAGGAUGGGUUGACCUGUUAAAUGUUGGAAGGGGUUUGGGUAAGAUCUACUGUUAGGCUGCAGCUAUGUAGGAGGGAGUCUGUUGCAGAGGACAUGGGUAAUAAGCUGUCGGGGUUAAGGGGAGAGCAGGGGGAGAAUGAGAGCCGAGGGUCUAGGAGAAAGGCAAGUAGGACCUGUACCCUGGAAGGGGGAAGGGAGAGGAAAGCCCGAUGUGAUAGUAAGUCUCGGAAGGUGUGUGGAGAACAGACUGUUAAAGGGGCAUGUCUAAAGAGUUUGUUUGCUUCAGGUACGAGGGCUGCGAUAGCAGCCAUGGCCUGUAUACAGGGAGGCCACUCCUUGGUCACUAUGUCAAGCUGUUUUGAUAGAUAGGUUAUGGGAGCCCAGGUGUCUCCGGUCCGCUGACACAGAAGUCCCAGGGCCUGUUCUUGGUUGGAAUGUGCAAAGAGAAAGAAUGGUCUGGUGUGAUCUGGCAGGUGGAGAGUUGGCACUCAGAGGAGGCUCUGGGUGAGCUGAUGAAGAGGAUUGGCCAGUGAGGAGGGGUUAAAGAGGGGCUCAUCCAGACAUCCUUUAGUUGCCUUAUAGAGCGGCUUUGCAAUGAGGGAGAAGUUAGGGAUCCAGAUAUGGAAAAAGUUUAGGAGGCCGAGGAUUGACAGGAGCUCCCUUUUCGUUUUUGGAAGUGGACAGUUAAUUAAGGCCUGGAUUCUAUCUGGGGGAAUAGUUCUUUGUUGAUGGGAUAUGGAGAGCCCCAGGUAGGUGACGUUUGUCUGGGCUAUUUGGGCCUUAGACUGGGAUACCCGAUAACCCCAGGAUCCCAGGGCCCCAAGGAGUUUGGCAGUAUGUUGGAGGCAGAGUUUUUGGGUUGGGCUACAAAGGAGGAGGUCAUCUACAUAUUGGAGGAGAUGACUCGGGGCUAGGUCGAGUGUCUGUUGGUCUUUUUGUAAAGCCUGUCCAAAAAAGUGGGGACUGUCUCUGAACCCGUGGGGGAGAACUGUCCAUGUUAGUUGUUGGGAAACGUGAGUCUCGGGGUCUUUCCAGGUGAAGACGAAAAGGGGUUGGGAGUGGGGGUGGAGGGGGAUGGUGAAAAAGACAUCUUUGAGAUCUAAUACCGUGAAGUGGGUGCAGUCAGGGGUAUGGUAGACAGAAGGGUGUAAGGGUUAGGGACCACUGGGAAUGUCGAUGUGAUGGCCUCAUUGACUUUUCACAGAUGCUGGACCAGUCUCCAAGAGUUUGGUCCCUCCCUUACUGCCAGAAUAGGGGUGUUGUGUGGUGAAUGGGUAGGAAUUAGGCUAGAGGCUUGAAGAAGAUGGUCUAUGAUAGGCUUAAGUCCCUUGUGGGCCUCCAGGGUGAGAGAGUACUGUUGUUGGGUGAUUAUAGUCCAGGGGUCUUUUAGGGUAAUGUGGGCUGGGGGAUGAUGUUUGGCUAUGGAUGGGUGAUCAGUGUCCCAGACCUGGGGGUCUAAGGCGGGUAGAUCUAAGGGAAGGUCAGGGGUGAGGGAUAGGGACCAUCCAGGUGUCAUCUGCAUGCAGAAUAUAUAGACUGUAUCAAGGUGGGGUAUGGUAAUAAAGACCCCUAAUUUGGAUAACAAAUCUCUCCCUAGGAGUGCCAUUGGGUACUGAGGCAUUAUGAGGAAUGAGUGUAUAAGGGUCGAUUUUCCAAACUGACAGAGUAAUGGAGGGCUGAUUUUUUGCCUUAGAGGAACUCCAGAGACCCCCUUGAUUGUGAGUUCUGAGUCUUGAGUUGGGCCAGAGUAGGAAGUUAAGAGAGAGAAAGUGGCUCCAGUGUCUACUAUAAAAGAGGUCUUUUCCCUGGCCACUACCCCAUCUACCCUAAGUUCCAAGCUCGUGUUCAGGACACGGGCUUGGGGGGCUGGAACCCAGCCCCUGUCAUUGCAACAACUCUCGUAGGGUUGGGCUGGGGUUCUGGGGAGAAGUGGGGAUCUCCGCAAGGGCACCAGGGUGUCGCUGUGGACAUUCCACUCUCCAGGUCUGGGAGGUGGGACCUCCCCAGGGGUGCCAGGGCAUCCCUGGGGACAGUCCAUCUUCCAGUGUCCCCAUUGGCCACAGGUUGGGCAUGAUUUUGCCCAAUGUCCUGACCGGUUGCAUUGGAAGCAGGGUCGGGGGGAGGGGGUCUUAAGCCCCGUUCUAGGAUGACUUGGGCCAAGCUGAUCUCAUCCCUUAAUUGCUGCCACCAAAAAGGCAUAUUUAGUUUUUCUCUCACGUUCUUUUUCUCUCUUAGCCUCCUCCUCCCUAUUAUUGAACACCUUGAGGGCUACUUCUAGAAGGUCUCUUUGGAGGGUCUCAGGGCCCUUUUCUAGUUGUCAAAGCUUGUGUCUCAUGUCAGGGGCGGACUGGCUGAUGAAUUGAACGUGAAGGUAGAGUAACCCAGCAGGCGUGGUAAUAUCUAGGUUGGUAUACCUCUGGACUGCCUCUGUGGGGCGUGCCAAGAAUAGGGCGGGAUUUUCAUCUGCCCCUUGGGUGAUUUCUCUGACUUUAUCAUAAUUGACAUGGAUAUGAGUAUUUUUCUACAUUCCUUCUAGAAUGCAGGUAAUCAUAUGAUUGAGUCUCCUGAUACCUGGGUCACUGGGCUGGUAAGUCCAGUGGGGAUCUAAUGGAGGCACCACCUCAUCAGCCACUGGGCUAUCCCAGUCUUGGUUAUGUAAAUGAUCACCGUGGGCUUUUGCUGCUUGCCAGAUAUGGUCUUUUUCGUCAGUGGUGAGAGUGGCAUUUAAGAUAUAAUAUACAUCACUCCAUGUGAGGUUAUAGGCCUGGGAGAGUCUCAGGAAUUCUUUUCUGUAUCUGGUAGGAUUUUCAGAAAAUGAUCCUAACUUUUCCUCUAUCUGGCUCAUAUCUGACAAUGAAAAUGGCACAUGGACUCGGAUGGGGCCCUCUGGUCCUGCCACCUCUCUCAGGGGAAACAUGUGUUGGGUACGUGACCAUGUGGCAGGGGGGGAAGGGGGGAGUGGGAGUCGGGGAGAUGGGGUAGUGGGGUCAAGGGGGAGUCAGGAGAGGUUUCCGGGCCAGUAGGUGAGUUGGAUGAAGGGGAAGGAGAGGGUUGGUGGGGUAGCGGGUAGGGAGGGGGCUCGUCCGCCAGGUCGAACUCCGGGGGUGCAGAAGGUCACGGUCUGCGGUUAGUUGAGGAAGAAGAGCCCUUUUGCUUGGGAGGCAAGGUGCAUAGAAGGACCUCGUGGGUGGAGCAAGCCUUGCAUAGGGAGGGCCUGUUCUGAAGGGCCCAAAAGGCUUGGGCAUAGGGCACCUCCGACCACUUGCCAUUCCGUUUAAGGAAGUCUGUGAGAUUUUGAAGAAUGUUAAAUGUGCCAGCUUCAGGCCAGUGGUCUUGAUUGUCUAAUUGGUAUUGAGGCCAAAUCUGUGUACAGAGUUGUUUUAAACGCUUAGCUUUGAGUUCAGUGAAUGCAAGUGGUUUGAGAUUUUUGAGAACACGGGUCAGAGGGGAAUCUUUUGGGACAGAUUGGCCAGACCCCACAAUUGAAAGGCAGCAGAGGCUCCUACUGAGAGCUCGAGUCAUCACCCGUAGUUGCAAUAGGAGUUAUGAGAGCUCUGUGUCGAGGUGGAGAGUCCCCCACCAUCGCCUACAGAGUGGCCCUGGGCCAAGGGUCCCCGGGACCCGGAGAGGACUGAGUUCUAGGGUGCCUCUAGAACACUGUCCGGAUCUUACCUUAGUCUAGGGGCCGGCUUGAGUGGAGUGUUGCAUGUAGAGCAGUCUAAUGGCAAGAGUUCCCUAUUCCGGAGGUAGUCAGAGAGAGAGAGAGGGAAAGCAGGUAGAGCCGAGGCCUACCCUGGAAAAGGGAACCGCUACCCACUACAGUAUUUUGGCCUGGAGAAUUCCAUGGACAGAGGAGCCUGGCAGGCUGCAAUCCAUGGGAUUGCAAAGAGUCUGACACGACUGAGUGACUUUCACUGUUACUUUUCAGUUCUCUGCUAAAAGUUCAGAGUUGUCUUUUAUUUAUCCUAUCACAGAAAACAAAAUUGUUUUUUUGGUCUACAUCUGAUAAUUACAAUUUCUUAAGUCAUUUCCUGACCCCUUUUCCUUUUUGUUGUUUCAUAUAAUUCUUAUUCCUUUUUAGUUUCCUGUGUAUUCCAUUAUCCUUAUCUGGGCCUUGGAUACUACAUUUGAAAAGUUAAGAAUGUUUUUUGCGCCAUAGAGUACAUACUUAGGAAAUUUACAUUUGCUUUUGACAGACACUUUGGGAGUAUUGCAAUCCAGGAUACAGUUUAUAACCCAGGUUUACAGUUUGAGAAAAGCAGUUUGAUCCAAAGUUGUUAUCUGCCUUGGGUUAUUCUCACUUAAGGUUGUAUCUCUUUGGAAUUCCAGCUUCUUAUGAGAGGGGCUUAGGCCCUCAGUUUUAUUUCUGUAUCAGUCACCCUGAUAAUCAAUAAAAACAAAGGUUCUAAUUUUUCAAGAUCAGCAAGAACACUUCAGAGGAAAUGUGGCUUUAGAAUUUGCUUUCCAUGCUGAAUUUUCAUUCCUGUUUCAUUUAAAGGAAAAUUGUGGUAAAAUAUACAUAAUGUAAAAUAUAUAACAUAAAAUUUACCAUUUUAACUGUUUUUAAGUGUAUAGUUCAGUGGCAUUAAGUAUAAUAUAUUCCCAUUGUUGUACAAACAUCAGCACUAUCCGUCUCCUCAACUUUUUCAUCAUCUCAUAGUGAACCCAUUACACAAUAUUCUCUUUAUCUCACUCACCUCAGCCCCUGGUAACUGCUGUUCUACUUUGUAUGAGUUUGAUUAUUCUAAGUACCUCAUAUUAGUAGAAUCAUGUAGUAGUUGUAUUUUUGUGUCUGGCUUGUUUCACUUAGCAUAAUGUCAUUAAGGUUCAUGUUAUAACAUGUACCAGAAUCUCACUCCUUUUUAAGGCUGAAUAAUAUUCCUCUCUCUGUGUGUAUGUUUGUGUGUACUCAUACCACAUUUUGAUUAUCAACUCAUCUACCGAUUGGAAACUUUACUUGUUUCUACUUUUUGGCUGUUGUUUAUAAUGUUGCUAUGAACAUGGGUGUACAAGUAUCUGUUUGAAUCCUUGCUCUUAUUUCCUUUGGGUAUAUACCCAUGGGUGGAAUUGCUGGAUCAUAUAGUAAUUCUAUUUUUAAUUUUUUGAGGAAUCAAUGCACUAUUUUCCACAACAGCUGCACCAUUUUACAUUUUCAUU